This is a messenger RNA of Oryza brachyantha (malo sina), 1017 nucleotides long. RefSeq lists its product as uncharacterized. The record is from RefSeq and is a predicted model, not a curated record. Lineage: Eukaryota; Viridiplantae; Streptophyta; Magnoliopsida; Poales; Poaceae. Bases 73 to 708 code for a protein of 211 amino acids. The transcript is spliced from 2 exons.
AGCUAGAUACAACUCCGGCUGAUAGCAAGGAGGAGGCAGGAGCAGUUGAGUUUAAGCUGCAAGGAUUCAGCAAUGGCAGCUCUAGCAGCACGAGCACUACUCUUCUGCGCCGCCGUGUCGGCGGUCGCCUCCGCGGCGUACGGCGAGGCGGCGGCGGCGGCUGUCGUCGUCGGCCAGGCCAAAUGCGGCGACUGCACCAGGAAGAACAUGCAAGCUGAGGAUGCUUUCAAGGGUCUCCAGGUCGCGAUCAAGUGCAAGAAUGGCGACGGCGAGUACGAGAGCAAGGCCGUCGGCGACCUCGACGGCGACGGCGCCUUCAGCGUGCCCCUCGCCGCCGACGACCUCCACGGCGCCGACUGCUUCGCGCAGCUCCACAGCGCGGCGAGCAGCACGGCGUGCCCCGGGCAGGAGCCGUCCAAGAUCGUGCCGGUGACAACGGACAACGGCGGUAGGGCGGCCAACACCUUCGUCGCCGUCGCCGGCGAGAUGCGGUACUCGACGUACUCGUCGGCGGCGGAGUGCACCUCGGUGUCCCUGUGCGACGACUUCUUCCGCAAGCACCCCUUCUUCGACUAUUUCCACAAGAAGCCUGAACCCAAGCCGGAGCCCAAGCCGGAGCCAUCGCCGGCGAACAACGGUGGUGGCGCUGGCGCAGGGAACGGCGGUGGAGCUGCGCCGCCGUCUCCCGCCUCUCCGGUCUACCACUGAAUCAUCAAGUCCCUUCCAAUAAAUCUGCACUUGCUUUCAUGAUUAGUUCUUGCGUGAUGUCCAAAUGCCGCAGUUUGUUCCUGCAGAAUAAAUGUUGUGACUUGUGAGAUUUGCUUCUUGGAAUCGGAGCAAAAGCAUUGGCUUACAGAGUUACAGGAGAAUGUGGCGUGUCUAUUUAUUUGCAUGUGUAAUAUGGUCAGUAUGUAUCACCGCGGUCACUGUUGUUAUUCCUUUCUUUACCUUAACGUAAUUAUAUAUUUAUGAAAAUGGAAUUUAAUAUAUAAGUUGAACUUUUUCCAAUUUUAUACG